This is a messenger RNA of Setaria italica (foxtail millet), 1578 nucleotides long. RefSeq lists its product as uncharacterized. NCBI's taxonomy places the organism in Eukaryota, Viridiplantae, Streptophyta, Magnoliopsida, Poales, Poaceae. The transcript has 5 exons. The record is from RefSeq and is a predicted model, not a curated record. Bases 564 to 1166 code for a protein of 200 amino acids.
CAUGCUACUUCGUGGGCAGAAUGUAAAGGAGUUUGUUGUUCUGGAAAUUUCUUCCUUCUCACCACUGAUUUGGCACCUUGAUUCCUUUUCGUUACUUAGAAUCUCAUUCUUGCCACUGGAAGCUCUCACUAAGAUACUGAGAUGUAUGUCAAAAUUCUACCUGGUGGUGAAAACGGAAUGAGGUUACAGUACUCCACGGAUGAAAUACAAAAUAGACAUGUGCACGGCGUCCUAAUUUGUGCUUGAAAUGGAGCUUUUACUGGUUGGAGUAGUUGUGAUUUUUGUGAAUUUAAUAGUGCGGCGUCUGUGUGUACAUGUAUUUCGCUGUCUUUGCGACAGCAUUCCUCUUAUUGACGAAUUUUGGAUGGAGCUAAGCAUUUUGGGCUGCUAAACAUUUUGAACAUCAGUUGGGCCGUCGUGAAAGGCCUCACUGCUUGAUUACGCUUUCUUGAAAGCCCAUCAGCUUACGCGUCUUCCAUUCCCCCUUCUCGCCGGCGCCGCAAUAAAACCCAAGCAAGAAACCCAUCCCGCUCGCCGCCGGCGGCUCACCGGAGACGGCACCCAUGGCCUCCCGCCGGGCACUCCACCUCCUCACGGCCAGCCGCGGGAUCUCCUCGACCCCGCACCUCGCCUCCCUCGGCUGGUUCGACAAGAUCAAGUCCACCUUCACCGGCAAGAAGCCCGACGCGGCCUCCGAGGCAGACUCCUUCACCCUCAUCAAGUUCGCGGACUCGAUUGAGACGGCGAGGAAGCUGGGAAAGUUGAAGAACUUCGUCUCCGGGCGGGCCAGCGAGGCCACCGCCGUAAGCGCCUUCGAGAAGCACUCCUCCGUGCUGCGCUACCUCGGCGCCAUCGACCCCAUUGGCCAGAAACUCCAAAACAGUGACAAGAUUAAUGCCUCCAAGCACUGCAACUGCACUAUUGCUGAUGUGGAGCACAUACUGGCCAAGUAUACAUGGGCUAAAGAGGCUCAGAAGAAGUUAGUAAAGCUCAAGGAAGAAGGAAAGCCACUGCCAAAGACAUUUAAUGAGAUCCAAAAUCUAGUGGGUUCUACACCAAUGGACAUCGGCCAAUCUAAUCUGGCAAAGAGUGGUCAGAUAAGUAGGAAUGCUCUCUGCCCGUGUGGUUCUAAGAAACGAUAUAAAAGGUGCUGUGGAGCUUCAUGAGGUGAACAACCAUGCUUUUGUUUGCUUGCAAAUGACGAAAGCCGGAGGCAGCAUUUUGCUUUGCUGUGAUCAAGAAAAGCUUUUUUGGCAAUUCUCAAUGUGAACAUGCAGCUAUUUCCUGGACAGCAAACCAUGCGAAUGUGAGCACAUGACGUUGAACCUUGUAAAGCACAAUAUGAGCCCUGUACGUGGGAAGAAACGUUUGCUCAAAUUGCGUGAUUUCUUGGUUGAUUCGAUUCGUCCAUGUUGAUGAAUCUUGGUGACAUCCAUUUAGCUUGUUCAGAGUUCAGAUACAAGCUUGAGUAUUUUUAGCUUCAGUGUUGCUCAACGUUUUUAUGUUCUAGGUGGCUUAAGGGCUAAGGCAUUAUGCUGGAUGAAUCUGAAAAAAAUAACUUUCUUUUGCUUCACAUCU